AUGGGUUUGAAGACGCGUCACGAGGAUGAUGAUCCGAAGACAAAGGCCUAUCGUCUUAUCGGAUAUGCCGCUGUUACAUUUUCGGCAGUCUCAGUUCUCUGUUUCUGUGUCACAAUGCCAGUUGUCUUCACGUAUGUCCAAUCAGUGAAGCGUCAGAUGUCUCAUGAAAUGGCCACGUGUAAUGUGAAUGCUCGUCAAAUUUUUGAUGACGUUGCAGCUCUGAAAGCCGGUUUCCCAUUCGCCCCAGCUGGAAACCGUACCGCCCGUCAAGCUGGAUACGAUGGACAUCCAAGCAAACCAGCUGGAUCCUAUGGAGGAGAUUCUGAAGUGAAGGGAAACAGUCCAGGAGCCCAAUAUGGAGAUGAUAAGCCAUUUGUAGCUGUUGGAGUUGAAGAUGGACCACAUACCGCCACUGUUACCGCUGACCAUGAGGGUGCCUGUAACAGCUGCUGCCUUCCAGGACCACCAGGACCACCGGGACCACCAGGACGUCCAGGACCAAACGGAAAGGCGGGAGCUAACGGACUCAAUGGAAACCCAGGACGUCCUCCAGAGGCACCAUGCGAGCCAGUGACUCCACCACCAUGCAAACCAUGUCCAGCAGGACCAAAGGGACCACCAGGACCAGCUGGAUAUCCAGGAGCUGAUGGACAACCGGGAGUGCAAGGAGAAAAUGGAGAGAAGGGACCUGAUGGAGGUCCAGGAGAUAAGGGAAGAUGUGGAUCACCAGGAAAGGUUGGAGAGCAAGGAGCCACUGGAGAGAAGGGAGAGAAUGCGGAGAACAAUGAGCCGGUGCCUGGACCAAAGGGACCGCCAGGACAACCAGGACCACAAGGACCACGUGGAACUCCAGGACAUCCAGGCGAGGAUGGAGAGCCAGGAGCCGGAGGACCACCAGGAGAGAAUGGAACCGAUGGGGAGAAUGGAGAGGAUGGUGUUCCAGGUGUUCCAGGACACGAUGGAAAGCCAGGAAGAGCUGGAGAACGCGGAAUUUGCCCCAAGUAUUGUGCCAAGGAUGGAGGAAUCUUCUUCGAGGAUGGAACUCGUCGUUAA
Caenorhabditis briggsae is the source of this 1053-nucleotide messenger RNA. It is a transcript of the gene Cbr-col-71, whose product is annotated as Protein CBR-COL-71. The coding region runs from base 1 to 1053 and encodes 350 amino acids. The record is from RefSeq and is a predicted model, not a curated record. The transcript is spliced from 2 exons. NCBI's taxonomy places the organism in Eukaryota, Metazoa, Nematoda, Chromadorea, Rhabditida, Rhabditidae. Gene Ontology annotation, molecular function: structural constituent of cuticle.